Messenger RNA from Zygosaccharomyces rouxii, 1122 nucleotides. RefSeq lists its product as uncharacterized. Gene Ontology annotation, molecular function: pyridoxal phosphate binding; carbon-sulfur lyase activity. The transcript has a single exon. The record is from RefSeq and is a predicted model, not a curated record. Lineage: Eukaryota; Fungi; Ascomycota; Saccharomycetes; Saccharomycetales; Saccharomycetaceae. Bases 1 to 1122 code for a protein of 373 amino acids. Gene Ontology annotation, biological process: transsulfuration. Gene Ontology annotation, cellular component: cytoplasm.
AUGGUUGAUCUAGCAACUCUACUACUUCAUGGUGACGACGAGCACAACAGGGUGACCGACGUGGCACCACCAAUUAAUGUGGCAUCUACAUUUCGCUACGACAACGAUAACUUGGUUCCCUGGAGGGAUAUAACCAACCUCGACUGUCUGGAUGAAUAUCCAGUGUACUCGAGAGAGGGCCAUCCUAACGGUGUUAGAUUGGAAGCUUUGUUCUCUCGUUUUCUCGGCGGACACGCAGUUUGCUACUCGUGUGGUCUUGGUGGAUUUUUGAGUGCCAUGGUUCAUUUCAAUCCAAAGAGAGUGUUUAUGGAUCAAUGCUAUCAUGGUGUCCAGGGCAUUGUGGGUAUUAUGAAGCGUAACUACGGCGUAGAGAGAUAUGGCCUUGCCGACAUCGAGAAGCAUGCUCAAAAGGGUGAUAUCGUUCACGUGGAGACCCCAAUCAAUCCAUUUGGUACUUCUCUAGAUAUAAGCGAAUUAGCUCGUCGUGCUCAUGCCAAGGGUGCUUUAUUGAUGGUGGAUUCAACUUUUGCACCACCUCCACUGCAAAAUGCUUGGGAUUUCGGUGCUGAUAUGAUCAUGCAUUCUGCCACUAAAUAUUUCGGCGGUCAUUCUGAUUUGUUGAGUGGUGUUCUAGUCGUCAAGGAUAAGGAAACAGCUAGUAAAUUGAAAGAGGAUAGAAUUUGUUUGGGUUCCAACAUUUCCAACUUGGACAGUUACCUGCUUUUAAGAUCAUUGAGGACUUACGAUUUGAGAAUCAAAAGACAAUCUGAAAGUGCUACUAAGAUUGUCCAGUACUUGAAUGAUCACAAGAACGAUUUCCCUGCACUUGACAAGCUGUACCAUUCCUCUUUGCAAAGCGACGAUUUUGUCAAGAAACAGUUGAGCGGCGGCUACGGUCCUGUAUUUUCUUUAACCUUGAAGACGGAAGAGCAGUGCAAGAAAUUCUGCAGCUCUCUGAAACUUUUCCAACAUGCAACUUCCCUCGGUGGUGUAGAAUCUCUAGUCGAGUGGAGAGCUAUGUGUGAUUCAGAUAUCGAUCAGUGUCUUGUUAGAGUCUCUAUAGGAUGUGAAUCUGCAGAGGACUUGACCAAUGACUUGACCACUGUUCUAUCUCAACUAUAA